GCUUGUUUAGCAGUCCGGCUACCCACUUACUCGAAGCUUUUCUUCUUUUGUAGGCUGAAAGCUGGAUGAAGCAGGCAAAUGUUCGACAAUGGAUAAGGCUUUGGUGAAUCGCUGGUUAAUGUAGUGUUCAGAAGUAAUAUGAGCCAUUAGGAAGGAGCACGCGAUGAACAAGGUCAAAUGGGAUGCUUAAACCAAUUUCUCGACCAAAACCCCACACUUAGGUCCACCUUCACGUGCCACUUUCCCAAACCUUCAUGUUGGUCAAAUACACAUUACUCAUUUUUAUCAUUAAUGCUAUCUCAUGUUGGACAUUAGCGAGUGCCGGCCCAGUCAUCAUGGAGGAAUCUCCAGCGUUUGCUGCUAGGCAAGCUCGUCAAAUCGUUCAAGAAGAGGGCAUUGGAACUUUGAUCACUUUAAUGGAUCGUUCCGUUCAACCAGAGUUUGAAUCCAUGCCUUUUGGCAUCAUGGAAUAUUAUGCAGAUACGGGAGCUGGUGAUCUGUUACUUCUCAUGUCUGAUCUCCAGGUCAAUGUGAGAAAUGCCGUAAAGUUUCCUUUUGUCUCGUUCUCCAUCAAAGUAUCCGAUAAAAGCAAACACCGCAAUGGCCAAUAUGCGGUCGAAAACCCACGCAUGACUUUGAUGGGUAAACUACAUAGGUUGCCUGGUUCAGAGUAUCCAAGCGCAUAUGAUCGAUUUACAGCUGUACACCCUGAUUCGCGAUGGGCACCUAAAAACGAGUCUUCUGGAGGCGGAUUUCAUGAUUUUCGGUACUAUACUCUCAAAGUCUCUGGGCUUUAUGUGAUCAAUGGGUUUGGAGGAGCUCAUUAUGUUGGAUGGAUGAAUGAGACGCUAUAUCAUUCACCUCAUUUGAUUCAAGGGCCUCUCCUGACUGAGCAGGUAGUGUAGUGGAGCAAUCCGAGGAAGACCAGUCACACUUCGUUGGGGCAGUCCGUUGCCGAUAUUUUUCGAUAGCACAAAUUUUAAAGCAUCCCGAGGUGACUGGAAAGGGUUAACUUGAUGCUAUAAGGUGUCUCGUCAAAGUUAUUCAAUAAAUGUGCAUCCAUUGCUUGUUCAAUA
Messenger RNA from Umbelopsis ramanniana AG, 1076 nucleotides. RefSeq lists its product as uncharacterized. The record is from RefSeq and is a predicted model, not a curated record. The transcript is spliced from 5 exons. The coding region runs from base 255 to 905 and encodes 216 amino acids. Lineage: Eukaryota; Fungi; Mucoromycota; Umbelopsidomycetes; Umbelopsidales; Umbelopsidaceae.